Messenger RNA from Cydia splendana, 793 nucleotides. It is a transcript of the gene Srx, whose product is annotated as sulfiredoxin-1. Gene Ontology annotation, biological process: cellular response to oxidative stress. Gene Ontology annotation, cellular component: cytoplasm. The transcript has 3 exons. The coding region runs from base 76 to 468 and encodes 130 amino acids. Lineage: Eukaryota; Metazoa; Arthropoda; Insecta; Lepidoptera; Tortricidae. Gene Ontology annotation, molecular function: sulfiredoxin activity. The record is from RefSeq and is a predicted model, not a curated record.
ACGAGCCUUCGCUUCGCUUCGCCUCAGUGCCGCGCCUACGUUCUGAGGGGGCACACGUCGUUUUUAUUCAACUCCAUGUUAAGAUCUAUUUGCAAUUUAAGUAAUUCCGUGGCCGCUGUUAAAACUUCAGCAAGGAUGACGAGCGUACACAGCGCAUGGAAGGAGGAGGUGUACGACAUCCCGAUCUCGGUGCUGAUCCGGCCGUUCAUCCCCGAGCUGGACGAGAACAAGGUCCUGUCGCUUAUGGAGACUAUUAAGAAAGAAGAAGAAGCCGGCAACGUACCCCCUAUAGACGUGCUUUGGAUCAAAGGCUCCCAAGGCGGGGACUACUACUACAGCUUCGGGGGCUGCCACCGGUACGCGGCGUACACUCGGCUGCGGCGCGAGACCAUCCCGGCCAAGCUCAUACGGUCCACCUUGACUGACCUACGGACGUAUCUGGGUAGUAGCACGCCCGACUUGAAGUAGACUUACUGCCUUAUAUUACUACAGCUUCGCGGGCUGCCACCGGUACGCGGCGUACAGUCGCCUGCGGCGUGAGACAAUCCCGGCCAAGCUCAUACGGUCCACCCUGACUGACCUACGGACGUAUCUGGGUAGCAGCACGCCCGACUUGAAGUAGACUUACUAAGUACCUAAUAACCUUUACUCGGAACCCGUUUUCAAGGGUACUUUGUUAUGUUAUAUAUGUACAUAAUUUAUGAACGCGUUAAAAAUGACAUAAAUGUUGUUAAGAAACUAGUGAUAAGAUAUAACUUCUGUUAAGCUUGUAAAUACAUAAUCUAACCUCAAA